AUGGGAAAGACUAAAUACGUGGUCGUGACUGGAGGUGUCGUGAGCGGAUUGGGGAAGGGAGUUACAGCAAGCAGCAUCGGUGUUGUGGAUCUGGAUUUGGGAAACUACGAGAGAUUCCUCGACAUCACGCUCACGCGAGAUAACAACAUCACGACUGGCAAGAUCUAUCAGUCUGUAAUUGAACGGGAGAGGCGUGGUGACUACCUCGGCAAAACAGUCCAGGUGGUACCGCACAUAACUACGGCCAUUCAGGACUGGAUAGAGCGCGUGGCGCAGGUACCUGUGGACGGCAGUGGGGAGAGUGCUGACGUCUGUGUCAUCGAGCUGGGCGGCACUAUUGGUGACAUCGAAUCUAUGCCCUUCGUUGAAGCUCUUCGUCAGUUUCAGUUCAGAGUCGGAGAACCUGUGUCUGGCGCACGUGAGUCUGGUGCCAGUGCUGGGAGUGGUGGUGGGAGGUUUAAUCAGCUCCCAUUUCCUACUUUCUCUUCUCCCCCACCUCCUUGCAUUCGCUGUGCAGGGCAGGAGAACCUGUGUCUGGUGCACGUGAGUCUGAUGCGGGUGCUGGGAGUGGUGGGCUUGGCCAACCAUCACAACAAUCUUCUUCCUUCUUCCUCCAUUGCUUCCAUCACAACAAGUCUUCUUCCUUCUUCCUCCAUUGCUUCCAUCACAACAAGUCUUCUUCCUUCUUCCUCCAUUGCUUCCAUCACAACAAGUCUUCUUCCUUCUUCCUCCAUUGCUUCCAUCACUCUCUACCUCCGUGCAGGGCAGGAGAACCUGUGUCUGGUGCAUGUCAGUCUGGUGCCGGUGCUGGGAGUGGUGGGAGAGCAGAAGACCAAGCCCACGCAGCACAGUGUGCGCGAGCUCAGAGCGCUCGGCCUCAUGCCCAACCUCCUCGCCUGCCGCAGCGCUGAGCCCCUAGAACCCUCCACGCGAGAGAAGCUGUCGCAGUUCUGCCACGUGCCUGUGAGUGCCUGCAGGGGGAUGGGGGUUCUGCCACGUGCCUGGGUGUUGGGGGAGGGGUUGGGUCUCACGGCACCUCUUGGGGCUGGGAAAGGGAAAGGGGAGAAGGGGUGGAGGGUUGUUGGGAAAUACGUUCCGCACCACGUGGUGCACUCUCAUGGGAGGCUUCGUUUCUUUGUCAUGCUCUCGCUCUCGCAUGCCCUCAUGCCCGAAUGCCUCUCGCUCGCCCACCCGCCUAUGGAUGAACGCAGGAGCAAGGCGCCCAUCUGUCCAUUCUCAAGCAGUUCCAAAUCGAGUACGUUCCCUGCCCUCUCACUGACCGAAAGUCUCCAGGAAUGGGCGCACCGAGCCAAGAGCUGGGACGAACUCACAGAGACAGUGAGUGCGGAGUUUGCUGGUGGUGUGAACAUUGGUGAGCAUCGCCACAUGGGAACCUUCCCAUCCUCCCUCUUCUCUCACCUUUCCACCCCCCACCUCCUCGGCCGCCCAUGUGUGCCAUGCUAUGCCAUGCCACCAGGUGAGCAUUGCCAUGGAGGGCAAGUACACAGGCCUCAACCCCUAACCCUCCCUCUCUUGUCUCGCACCUCUCAACCCCCCCCGUGCCCUCUCUCCCUCACCUCUCCACCCCUCUGUGUGGCCCAUGCCACCAGCAUUGCCAUGGUGGGCAAAUACACGGGCCUCUCCGAUUCCUACCUCUCAGUGCUCAAGGCGCUACAGCAUGCAGCCAUGGCAAGUGGGCGAAAGCUCAUCAUCGAAUGGGUGGCAUCAUCUGACCUCGAGAAUGCUGCCAAGCAAGAGAGUCCAGACCUGUAUAAUGAAGCCUGGGCAGCCUUGAAGAGAGCGGAUGGGGUGUUGGUGCCGGGUGGCUUUGGAGACAGAGGCGUGGAGGGCAAGAUCCUUGCAGCAAACUACGCCCGAACCAACCGCGUGCCGUACCUGGGGAUUUGCCUCGGCAUGCAGAUCGCCGUCAUUGAGUACGCCCGGAAUGUGUUGGGCCAUGCGAAGGCGAGCAGCACGGAGUUCGACCCAGCAUCACCGCACCCGUGCAUCGUCUUCAUGCCUGAGGUAUCCAAGACGCACAUGGGCGCCACCAUGCGCCUGGGCGCGCGAGACACAGUCCUCCACUCGCCCACCUGCCUCGCUGCCAAGCUGUACGGCACUCACAGCAGUGUGAGUGAGCGGCACCGGCACCGCUACGAGGUCAACCCCGACAUGAUUGACGAGUUUGAAGCUGCGGGACUGAAAUUUGUUGGCCGCGACGAGUCCGGGCGCCGCAUGGAGGUGAGCAGUGCUCCUGGCAUGCAGGAGGAUACAACCGUUGUCUACAUUCCACACAUUAAAUACCAUUUCAACCGCCUUACACCGCUCUCUGCUUCCUGCCUUCCUCCCCUGCUCGUCUCCUCCACUCUCAACCGUCAGAUCCUGGAGAUCCCAUCGCAUCCGUACUUCCUGGCCGUCCAAUACCAUCCAGAGUUCAAGUCCAGGCCAGGGCGGCCGUCCCCUGUCUUCCAAGGUAUGCCCUCUCAUGCUCUUUUUCUCGGCCCUCUAGGCUCCCAUCCAUUUAUCUUGCCUUCCAAGGUAUGCCCUCUUAUCCUCUUCGUCCCAAUUCUUUAA
Messenger RNA from Closterium sp. NIES-65, 2574 nucleotides. NCBI's taxonomy places the organism in Eukaryota, Viridiplantae, Streptophyta, Zygnematophyceae, Desmidiales, Closteriaceae. The record is from the annotation of a GenBank genome assembly.